This is a messenger RNA of Mercenaria mercenaria, 5174 nucleotides long. RefSeq names its product UDP-N-acetylglucosamine--peptide N-acetylglucosaminyltransferase 110 kDa subunit-like. The record is from RefSeq and is a predicted model, not a curated record. NCBI's taxonomy places the organism in Eukaryota, Metazoa, Mollusca, Bivalvia, Venerida, Veneridae. The transcript is spliced from 19 exons. The coding region runs from base 137 to 3268 and encodes 1043 amino acids. Gene Ontology annotation, biological process: protein O-linked glycosylation. Gene Ontology annotation, molecular function: protein N-acetylglucosaminyltransferase activity; protein binding.
UGAAGGAAUAUUGUCUUCAAAAAAAUGCAGAAUUUAAUUUGUUGUAGAGUCAUAUCUUUUACAGGGCCGCAACAGUCUGCUGGAAAUUAGGUCAUUUCCGGAUACUGACACAACAACACGCAGGCAAAGACAAAAUAUGAGCAACGGUUAUAUGCGAGGAUUAGCAGAGUUGGCUCAUGCCGAGUACCAGGCAGGUGAUUAUGAAUCAGCAGAACAACAUUGUAUGCAGUUAUGGAGACAGGAACCAGACAAUACUGGUGUUCUACUUCUGCUUAGUUCUAUACACUUCCAACAGAGAAAACUAGAUAGAUCAGCAUAUUUUAGUCAGCUUGCUAUUAAACAGAGUCCAACAUUAGCUGAAGCUUAUUCUAAUCUCGGCAAUGUAUACAAGGAGCGAGGUCAGCUACAAGAAGCAUUAGAAAAUUAUAGACAUGCGGUUAGAUUAAAACCAGACUUUAUAGAUGGCUAUAUCAACCUGGCUGCGGCCCUUGUGGCUGCAGGGGACAUGGAACAGGCAGUACAGGCUUAUGUUACAGCACUGCAAUAUAAUCCCGACCUUUACUGUGUACGGAGUGAUCUUGGUAACCUGUUGAAAGCUCUUGGAAGACUUGAUGAGGCCAAGGCAUGUUAUCUGAAAGCAAUUGAAACACAGCCGAACUUUGCAGUAGCCUGGAGUAACCUAGGUUGUGUGUUUAAUGCACAGGGGGAGAUAUGGCUUGCUAUACAUCACUUUGAAAAGGCAGUAGCAUUGGAUGCUAACUUUCUAGAUGCAUACAUAAACUUAGGAAAUGUUUUGAAAGAGGCUAGAAUAUUUGAUAGAGCUGUAGCAUCUUACUUGAGAGCGCUUAAUCUGAGUCCGAACCAUGCAGUGGUACAUGGGAAUCUGGCUUGUGUUUACUAUGAACAAGGGUUGAUAGAUCUUGCCAUAGAUACAUACAAACGAGCGAUAGAACUGCAGCCAAACUUCCCUGAUGCUUACUGUAAUCUGGCUAAUGCACUGAAAGAAAAGGGCAAGGUGCAAGAAGCAGAGGAGUGUUAUAACACAGCCUUGGCACUUGCUCCUAACCACUCGGACUCACUAAACAACCUGGCAAACAUCAAGAGAGAGCAGGGAAACACAGAGGAGGCAGUACGUCUGUACUUGAAGGCCCUGGAAGUGUUUCCAGAAUUUGCCGUGGCCCACUCUAACCUUGCCAGUGUUUUACAACAGCAAGGAAAAUUACAUGAAGCUCUUUUACAUUACAAAGAAGCUAUAAGAAUCUCGCCAACAUUUGCAGAUGCCUAUUCCAACAUGGGUAACACGUUAAAGGAAAUGCAGGAUGUACAGGGGGCACUGCAAUGCUAUACCAGGGCCAUACAGAUCAAUCCCGCAUUCGCAGAUGCUCACAGUAAUCUUGCCUCUAUUCAUAAGGAUUCAGGCAACAUUCCUGAGGCUAUACAAUCAUAUAGAACAGCCCUCAAGUUGAAACCAGAAUUUCCAGAUGCCUAUUGUAAUCUUGCUCAUUGUCUACAGAUUGUGUGUGACUGGAGUGAGUAUGAGGAGAGAAUGAAGAAGUUGGUACAGAUAGUAGAUGAGCAGUUAGAGAAGAAUCGUCUCCCCUCUGUUCAUCCUCACCAUAGUAUGCUGUACCCACUUAAACACGAAAUGCGAAAAAAUAUAGCAGGCAGACAUGCUAAUUUAUGUCUAGAAAAGAUAAAUAUAUUACAUAAGCCACCGUAUGAGCACCCGAAAGAUCUGUCGGCCAGUGGAGGACGACUUCGAAUUGGUUAUGUAAGCUCAGACUUUGGUAAUCAUCCGACAUCCCAUUUAAUGCAGAGUAUACCAGGACUGCAUGAUAAAGAUUCUGUUGAGGUAUUUUGUUAUUCAUUGAGUGCAGAUGAUAGUACAAAUUUCCGAGCCAAAAUUUCAAGUGAAGCAGAGCAUUUUGUAGAUUUGUCCCAGAUACCAUGUAACGGUAAGGCGGCAGAUCGCAUCAAUUCAGAUGGUAUACAUAUAUUGGUCAACAUGAAUGGUUACACUAAAGGAGCACGAAAUGAACUGUUUGCAUUAAGACCUGCACCAGUUCAGGUAAUGUGGUUAGGAUAUCCGGGUACCAGUGGUGCCCCAUUCAUGGAUUACAUCAUCACUGACAAGUUCACAUCUCCUGUAGAAUUAGACAUGCAGUAUUCUGAAAAACUGGCCUUCAUGCCAGACACGUUCUUUAUUGGAGACCACAAGAACAUGUUCCCUCAUCUACUGGAGAAGAUUCUAAUCAAACAGGAUGAAGGUCAAGCAUUCAAGGACAACAAUAUAGUCCUUAAUGGAACUAAUUUACAAGCCAUGAAAGAUGCCGUCCAUUGUAAGACUGUAACUGUUCAGUGUGGUAGAGGGGAAACUACAGACGAGGAGAAUGGAAGGCCGGGUACUGUGACGUAUCAGACAGUAGUCGUGCAGGUGGGCCCAGUACUUACCCAGAUGAUGCAGAAUGGAUUAUCUCAUGCAUCUGUGAACGGAGUUACAAUACAGAAUGGCGUAACCACACAGCAGGUAUGCAUUGCUGAUAGUGAGAAUGCGGACAGCCAAAUUUUAUUACUCUUACAGACAAACAAUAAAUGUGCUACUGGGGAGGAAAUUCCUGAUAACAUAAUAAUCAGUGCGAGAUGUCAGUACGGGCUCCCCGAGGAUGUUGUUGUGUACUGCAACUUUAACCAGCUGUAUAAGAUAGAUCCAGAAACCUUGCAGAUGUGGCUGGACAUUCUUAAGAGGGUACCAAACAGUGUUCUGUGGCUACUCAAGUUUCCAGCUGUUGGUGAACCAAACAUCGUCCAGAAGGCCAAGGAUGAAGGGAUAGAUGGCAGUCGGGUUGUCUUUUCUAAUGUAGCCCCAAAAGAGGAACAUGUACGCCGUGGACAAUUAGCUGAUGUAUGCCUGGACACGCCCCUGUGUAAUGGUCACACCACAGGAAUGGACGUGCUGUGGGCUGGCACACCUAUGGUGACAAUGCCUGAAGAAACCCUUGCUUCAAGAGUGGCCUCCUCUCAGCUGAAGGCACUAGGUUGUCCAGAACUUAUAGCUAGAGAUAGAGAACACUAUGUGAAUAUAGCAGCCAGACUAGGAACUGAUGUAGAGUAUUUACAGGCAAUGAGAGCGAAGGUAUGGAAGGCACGACUAACCAGUCCAUUGUUUAACUGUCAGAUGUACGCACACAACAUGGAGAAGGUGUUCUGGCAGAUGUGGAACACCUGUUCACAGGGAGAACCUCCAAAACAUGUAACCCAGCUAGAUUAACUACACUAGUUUUAGGUUUUAUUUUUAAAAACUGUGUAUCAGUUUGUUAAUUCUUCCCCACUCCACCACAACACUACAUGUACUAAUACUUGAACCUUUUCAUUUCUCAGUGUUCAUAGGUUGAUAAAGAGCAUUUUCACUGAAGUCUAUGUGAUACAUUUACUUCUAUUAAUUUCAACAGUUUGCACAAAGCUGUCAUUCAUUUUUGAAGUAAUUCUUAAAUAUUGGUCUAGAAAUAAUUUUUUGAAACAUACAUUUUUUCUUUUUUUUUAAAGGCAUUCAUUUUUAGCUCAUCUGAUUUUUUGAAAAAAAAUGAUGAGUUAUUGUCAUCACUUGAGCGGUUGUCGGCGUCGGCGUCGGCGUCUGCGUCGGCGUUGCCUGGUUAAGUUUUAUGUUUAGGUCAGCUUUUCUCCUAAACUAUCAAAGCUAUUGCUUUGAAACUUGGAAUACUUGUUCACCAUCAUAAGCUGACCCUGUAUAGCAAGAAACAUAACUCCAUCUUGCUUUUUGCAAGAUUUAUGGCCCCUUUUGUACUUAGAAAAUAUCAGAUUUCUUGGUUAAGUUUUAUGUUUAGGUCAACUUUUCUCCUAAACUAUCAAAGCUAUUGCUUUGAAACUUGGAAUACUUGUUCACCAUCAUAAGCAGACCCUGUACAUCAAGAAACAUAACUCCAUCUUGCUUUUUGCAAGAUUUAUUGCCCCUUUUGGACUUAGAAAAUCAGUUUUCUUGGUUAAGUUUUAUGUUAGGUCAGCUUUUAUCCUAAACUAUCAAAGCUAUUUCUUUAAAACUUGCAACACUUGUUCACCAUCAUAAGUUGACCCUGGUAUAGCAAGAAACAUAACUCCGUCCUGCUUUUUGCAAGAUUUAUGGCCCCUUUUGGACUUAGAAAAUAUCAGAUUUCUUGGUUAAGUUUUAUGUUUAGGUCAACUUUUUCUCUUAAACUAUCAAAGCUAUUGCUUUGAAACUUGCAACACUUGUUCACCAUCAUAAGCUGACCCUGUACAGCAAGCAACAUAACUCCAUCCUGCUUUUUGCAAUAAUUAUUGCCCCUUUUGGACUUAGAAAAUCAUUUUCUUGGUUGAGUAUUAUGUUUAAGUCAACUUUUCUCAUAAACUAUCAAAGCUAUUGCUUUAAAACUUGCAACAGUUUUUCACCAUCAUAAGUGGACACUGUACAUCAAGAAACAUAACUCUAUCCUGCUUUUUGCAAGAAUGAUGGCCCUUUUAAGACUUAGAAAAUCAUGGGUAGGACAAUAUUUCUAUUACACAAAAAAAAUCAGAUGAGCGUCAGCACCCGCAAGGCGGUGCUCUUGUUGUUUUGUUCAGAUCUGUUUGACAAUGUUUACCUGAUGAUGUGAUGAGUUUUUGCUUUGCAAACCACCUCUUUUCCGUGCAAAAAUAUUUGUAAAGUUGAAAGCUUCUCGUAUUCAUUUAGGUUAGCUUAAGAUUAUGAUCAGUUUGGAGAAUUAUUGAUAUGAUUGAAAAACAAAACAUUGAAUUAAUCUGAAAACUCUGUACUUAGAUUGAAGUAAAAAUUUUGUUUCAUUAAUUCAAAUUACCCAUAAAACAUUUCAGAAAUAACUGCAUACACCAGUUUCUCACAAAGUUCUUGACCUGUUCAGAUUUAGUAUUUUAUAAAACUUCUUGUGAUGAUUCUGUUAUACUUCUUCUAGUGAUACAGAUUUAAAUACUUAUUUCUAUUUUAUUUUUAGCUCGACUAUUCAUUGAAUAAGUAGAGCUAUCCUACUCGCCAGGGUGUUGGCAUUGUAUUAUAACAGUCACUAUCUGUAGGCAGGAGUACAUAACUCUGUCAACUAUUUUGGCUGAAUUAUGGCCCUUUUUGGAUGUGGAAAUUGGUUCAGUUUUCGUACAAGUCCAAGUUUUGUCAAAACUAUUUGACGUGGCUU